Molecule: messenger RNA, 1098 nt
Organism: Ciona intestinalis (vase tunicate)
Lineage: Eukaryota; Metazoa; Chordata; Ascidiacea; Phlebobranchia; Cionidae
Cellular component (GO): extracellular region
Molecular function (GO): chitin binding
Source: RefSeq, a predicted model, not a curated record
GGGUAUAUAUUAAACAUGAAGUGUGUCGGUCUACUUUUACUUUUUAUUGGCGCCGCAUAUGGUGGCAUCGUGACAACUGUCACAGUGAACUCAUAUGCAAGAACUGUGGCAUCAGGUAGUCAUACCACCCUGCCAUGCUCAUUCACUAUGUCAGAUCAAUCCCAGCCCCCCAUUAUUUACUGGAUCAAGGGAAUUAGCGUCGACGACCCCGAUGCUGAGGUGAUUUUCAAAGGUUUCAAAUACUGGAACGAAACUCUUGGGGAAAACAGACAAUUCUUUGGCGACUACGAAGGCAGAGCAACCGUGGCUGACUUAGAGCAACCAUCUAUUCAGAUCAAUGACUUGACAGCAAACGAUGAAGGUAGAUAUUGGUGCAUGGUUGCUGAAUGGUCAGGGAGGCAACAGGAAGGAACGGAUGCUGACGGCAUGGCUUUAAUGAUCGAUGGGUCCAAAUCGUACGUUAUAUCUUAUCAAACUGGAGCAAGCGUUGCAGUCGACGUAGGAGAUUCGACCUUGAUCGAAUGUUCUUACACUGGUAGUGUCAAUGUUGUAACUUGGUACGAAGGUCCAUUCCAUCUCCCAGACAGUGAAAACUUCACCCACACGGAGAUUGGUACUUACACCAAAGUAGGUACUAGAUAUCUUUCCACCUCAACAGUCGUUAUGGAGCCCGGGUUUAACAACAUGGGAAUUAACUAUUAUGACUCUCUCAUUAUCAGUGCGGCAACAAAGGAAAACUCGGGAAGGUAUUGGUGCGAAGUAUCCAGAUCAAGCGCCGCUAACCCUGAGUUGCAAACCGAUCGCUCAUCUACUCUGUUGAGUGUCAACUCGCCACCUUUCGAGUGUGAGGGCAAUGCUCCAGGUCUCUACCCUGACCCCGACGAUUGCUCCAUGUACUACGAGUGUGUGUCAGGCAACCCCAUCACUUAUCAUAGAUCAUGUGGUUAUGACGGUCUCGUAUUCGACGAAGCCAACGGUUACUGCGAUUGGGCUGCCAAUGUAGCGCCACCAUGCGGGACUGCAAGUAAUUAAAGCCGUGGAGAUCAACGCAACAACUAUGUAACAGUUGCAAAGUAAUAAACCAACUGUCGGUAAAAA